Molecule: messenger RNA, 1365 nt
Organism: Bursaphelenchus xylophilus (pine wood nematode)
Lineage: Eukaryota; Metazoa; Nematoda; Chromadorea; Rhabditida; Aphelenchoididae
Source: the annotation of a GenBank genome assembly
AUGACGGAUGUGAUGCGCGAAAUGAUCGCCCAGCUGAUGGGUGGCCAGAGGGCCGAGGAAGAAGGACGUAAUCUUCCUCCAUACGACCACCACUCCGUCUGCCGCGCUUAUCUUUUGGAUUGUUGUCCGCGGGAAAUACUAACAGAUACCAGGUUGGAGAAUACAGUGUCAUGCCGUAAGAUGCAUGAACCGGCCCAUCGGGCCGACUAUCAGAAAGCCCAGGAGAACAAACAACAUUACUAUGAGAUCGAGGUAAGUCGACUUAAUUACGGGCAGACCUCAAAGUUGUAGAGCUUACAUUCCUUCUUUUUUGAUCCUUCCAAGAAAGUCUGAAGUCGUACGUCGUUCUUUUUUUAUAAUUUUACCUUAUUUUACACUUACUCUUGAAUUACAGGCGUUUGAUGCGUUAGAAGAAGCGGUCAAAACGAUAGACCAUGAGGUCGAGAAGGUGCGGGAAAAAAUCAAAAAAGAUUCCGAGAAUCUUUCAGACACUCACGACUUUAUGAAAGUAGGUUAUUGUAUUUUUUCGAUUUAUUUUUUUAGGCGCAGAAGAUCAACGAACUUAACGAAAAGAUUGCUACUACACUUGUGGAAAUGGAAACUUUAGGAAACGAAGGAAAGGUGCAUGAAUCUGUCGAACUAAGCCGAACAAUCGGGGAAUUGCAAAGAAAGAAACAGGAACUCGAGGUAUGGAAAUGUUUCAAUUAAUCGAAAAUGUCCUUUUAGAGUGAUAUUAGAGGUGGACAGCCUUAUCAACAACGUUUGAGGGUUUGUGAAGCUUGCGGAGCCCAGUUGAACGUCCUCGAUCACGAAUCUCGCCUGGCAGAUCAUUAUGGAGGAAAGAUGCAUCUUGGUAUGGUGGAGAUCCGGGAGAAGUACGAAGAAAUGAAGAAGGUAAUUGAGGAAAGGAGAAAAGCCAAACGAGAGAAUUAUGAGCAACAACGAGGCUCGAGAACUGAUCGCGAGAAGGAUCGUCGAGACAGAGACCGGGAUCGUGAACGGUCGGACCGAGACCGAAGCGAGCGGGAUAGAAGACGCGACAGAAGGUGAGAAUGUACUAUUCUUGUAGAUAACUGCACUUAUGAGCAUUUUGCUUUAGACUUUAUGCCUCUUCCCUUUCAUUUUUUUUAUUCCAGUACAUUUUUUGAUAUUCAACUUCCAAAAAGUUGAUCUUCCUUUUCCAAAAGAUUAAUUUUAAUGAUUUUAUUAUUCAGCAAGUCUCCCCGCAGACGCCAUCGUUCUCGGUCUCCGGACCGGCGACAGCGAAGUUCAAGGGAUUACGACAGGUGAGGGCAUCAUAAUGUUAAGGACACCGUCUGACUAUGUCACUAUAUAAAUUGUUCCCUUUUCAGACGGCGGUAUUAA